AUGGGUCCAGAUACCAAGGUGUCACAGAAAUUCAGCUUUCUUCUGGCUCCACCCCAGAAAAAGAAAUGGAUGAGUCGUGUGCUACGACCGGGUGUUUUGUUUUUGGUCCUGUUUAUCUGGGGAAUACUACAAUUCUCUCAAGGGUCUUUCAUCUUCAAGAAACCUCACAAACCUCACAAGGGGCAUCAUAAAUCCCCACCACCAGAUGAGGCCUUCAGCUGGGAAAAUAUUACACCCGAGAAACACCUGGUCUAUCACCCCUGCUUUGAUGAAUACCAAUGCGCCCGCCUUGAAGUGCCGAUGGACUGGAACCGCACAGAUGGAAAAGGCGCCACUGUAGAGGUCGCAGUCAUCAGGCUGCCCGCGAAAGUUCCGGUUACAGAUCCGCGAUAUGGUGGUCCCAUUAUCCUGAACCCCGGUGGCCCCAGCGGGUCUGGGGUCUCACAGGCCAUCAAGCGGGGAAGGAUGCUCCAGGAUCUCGUUGAUUUUGGAGAAUCACCUGAAAGUCCCAAUUCCCAGUCCGAAGAUGCGAAGUAUUUUGAUAUUGUCAGCUUCGACCCCAGAGGUGUCAACAAUACCACUCCCGCGUUCUCCUGUUUUGCAAAUCCAGAGGAUCGCAUUGCAUGGACAUUUCAAACAAUAGCCGAAGGCAAUAUCGCCAGUUCAGAUAUUGCAUUCGACACACUCUGGGCUCGGGGCCAGGCUCUCGGAGAAACUUGCACAAAUCCUAGUUUGUUCGACAAAGAUGAGUCGGAGUGGCUGGGCCGUUUCAUGAACACCCCUACAGUUAUCGCAGACAUGGUUGAGCUGGUCGAGAGACAUGGUGAAUGGCGAGAGAAUGAAACCAAAAAGUUACUCAAGAAAAGCUGUGCACACAAACUCCCUCGGGCCGAGAAGAAGAAAGUCCUAGAGAAGAAUAGCUGGAAGCGUGGUGAAGAACGGCUUCUAUACUGGGGAUUCUCUUAUGGUACAGUUAUUGGAGCUACAUUCGCCGCGCUACAGCCGAACAAAAUCCAUCGCUUGAUAGUCGAUGGAGUGGUUGAUUCUUACGACUUCUAUGCUGGGAACUGGCUUGCUAAUCUGCAAGAUUCGGAUGGCGCGCUCAAUACAUUCUUUGAAAAUUGCCAUGAAGCCGGACCUCAGUCCUGUCCAUUUGCAUCUGAUGAUUUGCAGGACUUGAAAGACCGCUUUCAGAGAGUGCUAGAGGAUCUUAAACGUAGCCCUCUUGCUGUUCCCGCAUCAAAGAGCAGAGGACCCGAGAUUGUCACUUACAGUGAUAUCCACACUUUAGUCUUCUCAUCCCUCUACUCGCCAGUUGAUUCGUAUCCACUUGUGGCACAAGUAUUUACAGAUCUUUCCCAGAGAAAUGGCUCUUCUGCUGCAGACUUCAAAGCCUAUGCACGGAAGGAAGGUAUUGACGAAAAGCAUGCCAAAGAAGUCCUGUCUAGUGUGUUAUGCACAGACGGAGCUGAUUUCCGUGGAAUGAACAAGUCUGAGUACAGGGAGUACUUGAAGGCUCUUGAAGACCAAGGGCACUUUAUUGGAGAUGAUUGGGCGGCUCUUCGGUUGUCAUGCCCCGGUUGGAAUAUUCGGCCAGCAUGGGAGUUCAACGCGCCUUUAAAAUGUCGAGUGGAUUCUCUGAUUCUCAAGUUCUACAUCAAAAUUCAACGGGCCACUGCUCACUUUCUGCUAAAUCCGAUUGCACGUCUGGAGUAG
This is a messenger RNA of Penicillium malachiteum, 1716 nucleotides long. RefSeq lists its product as uncharacterized. The coding region runs from base 1 to 1716 and encodes 571 amino acids. Lineage: Eukaryota; Fungi; Ascomycota; Eurotiomycetes; Eurotiales; Aspergillaceae. The record is from RefSeq and is a predicted model, not a curated record. The transcript has 4 exons.